AAUGCGUGUCGGGCGAGAGACCGUGUGGAGAAUGCGUAUCGGGUGAGAGACCGUGUGGAGAAUGCGUAUCGGGCGAGAGACCGUGUGGAGAACGCCUGUCGGGCGAGAGACCGUGCGUGAGAAUGCGUGUCGGGCGAGAGACCGUGUGGAGAACGCGUGUCGGGCGAGAGGCCGUGUGGACAACGCGUGUCGGGCGAGAGGCCGUGUGGAGAAUGCGUGUCGGGCGAGAGGCCGUGUGGAGAAUGCGUGUCGGGCGAGAGGCCGUGUGGAGAAUGCGUGUCGGGCGAGAGGCCGUGUGGAGAACGCGUGUGGGGCAGAGACCGUGCAUGAGAAUGUGUGUCACAGUGAGAGACCGUGUGUGAGAAUGUGUAUCAUGGUGAGAGACCGUGCCUCGGAAUGUGAGGGAGACUGUCUCCCUGUCAGACUGACCAUUUGAAGCUGUGUUUGAGAAUAGGUGACAGUGUUAGAACUGUAUCACUGUGUGUAGACCGUGGGAGACUGUGUGUGAACAGUAUGACAGACUAUGUUAUUGUGUGUAAGACCUGUGUGUGUGAGACUGUUCGACAGUGUGUGAGAGUAUAUGACAGUGUGGGUGACUGUGUGAACUAUGUUUGGAUUGUAUGAGGCUAUGAGACAGUGUGAGACCAUGUCACGGUGUGUGUGUGUGAACAGUAUGUGACUGUUGGUGUGGGACUGUGUGACAGUGUGUGAGAUUGUUUAACUGUAUGGGGCUGUAUGUGACUGUGUGAAUAGUUUGUGAUGUGAGACUUUAUUUGACAGUGUUUGAGAAUGCACUUGAUGGUGAGUGGGAGAAUGAGUGUGACUAUGAAGCUGACAGUGUGUAUGAUUAUGUGAGAUUGCAUAACUUAACGCUGUGUCAUCCUGACUAUGACAGGGUGACCCAGAGUGCCCUUUUAUGACCCCUUGUGAGUGGAGGGUGGGCUAUAGCAUGGGGCCAUGAGCACAGGCUGCCCGGGAAGUGCCAGAGUGAAGGAUUGUGUGGUUUGUCUGUCUGGCUUGUGGGGUGGGUGGGAGGCUGUGUUCUGCUUGAGGAGGCCAAUGGGCUCUGUGGUUUAGGAGACUGCUGUUGUGGGGGAGAGACAGAGAGAUUGAGAUGAAGAGGAAAAGAUGGAGAUGGGGAGAAGAGAAGAGGGGAAGAGAGCCGGAAAAAGACCAGAGAGCUGGAGAGGGAGAAACUGAGAGAGAAGCCCCAGCAUUACGCCUGGAAAGCAGACUGGGUUGCUGGGCCUUAGCCCUCUCCAGUGUACAGGGAAGGUCUUUCCAUUCCUCUCUUAGUCUCUUGGGCAUGUGAGGAAUUGAAGAGGAAAAAGGAAAGGGAGACCCACUAUAUGUUCUUAAUGAAAAUAAGUGAUUGAUGAUUAAAAUGUAUUUGGCACAAAGAAUGUGCCAAGCACUAUGCUAAAUGCUUUAUUUGGAUCAUUUCAGGAUGCUCCCAACAUUUAAUAGAGAAUAGUUACCAUUUCACUGGUAAGGAAACACAUUUGGAGUGGUUACCUAACUUGCCAAAGGUUGCAUAGUUAGUGAGUGGUGAUGGAGCAGGUGUUUGAGCUCAGGCGUUCUAAUCCCUAACCUAGUAGUUCUUACCAUUAAGUUAUGCUGCUUCUUAAUUAAUGGCUUUAUUUUUCAAGGCAUUGAAGUAUAGUGGAAAAGAACUCGUGAUUUAAAGGUUCUGAUGACUGUCAUACAUAGCCUGCCCAUCCUUCCCCUCCUUUUCCUCCCUCUUUCUCUCUUUCCAAGGAAAUCGCUAAGAAGAAAAGUCAAGAGAUUGGUUUUCAGGUGAAGUGUGUCAUUGCCAGGACCAGAAGCUGGUGUCCUGACUCUUUGGUCCAGUGUCCUCCAGACCACAUGGCCCCUCUGAUAUCUACUCUGUGUAAAGAUGCUUUCUCUGAGGCAUUCAAUUUGUAGUUUUAUCUCAUCCUUGCAGAAAUGGGAGGGUACAUAUUUCCUUUCAACAUCAUUAUCUGGUGGAAAGACUAAAAAAAUCAAACCUGAAAUUAAAAAAAAAAAAGGUCAGACCUGGUUUCCAUUUUGGCUCAAUUCUCACUUUGGAAAAUUUCAUUAAUGAACAGCCUUCAUUUGUAAAAGGUGAAAGAAUCCCUACUUGGUAAUGUCAUUCUGUAAUUGUUAUUGUUUAUAAAUGAGGAAUAACUUAUGCAUAGAAAAUAUUCUUAAGAAAUACAUUUUCUUAAUUUUCAUAAAGAAAAUGGUUUUCUUAAGAGCUAAAGCACAUAGGGAAAAGAAUCGUAAAUUUAGAUGUGAAUGACUUGUUCAGUGACCCUUCUAAUCUACUUAUGUGGUAUAGGGAGAAUGGGAAAGAAAAGGAAAGGAGGGUUUCUAGGCAGGUGAUGCUGGGAGCUGCAGAGCAGGGCAUUUUAUGUUAUUAUUUGGUUUUGUUUUUUUUUUCCUUCUUCAAUUUACUUUCUCAGGAUACUACUCUUUCCUCAGAAAGGAACCUGAAGGAGGAGGACAGAAGAACCAUCAUAAAUUCUUAAAGCCAUGUCUAAGAAUUUGGUGACAUUUGGGGAUGUGGCUGUAAAUUUCUCUCAAGAGGAGUGGGAAUGGCUCAACCCUGCUCAGAGGAAUUUGUACAGGAAGGUGAUGUUGGAGAACUAUAAGAGCCUGGUUUCACUGGGAGUUUCUGUUUCUAAGCCAGAUGUGAUCUCUUUAUUGGAGCAAGGACAAGAGCCCUGGAUGGUGAAGAAGGAGGGAACAAGAGGCACAAGCCCUGGUUGGGAGUAUGUGUUUAAAAACAGUGAAUUUUCAUCAAAGCAAGAUAUUUAUGGAGAGUCUCCCAAAGUAAUCACAAUGGGAAGAAGCCAUCUUACUUAUAACCUUGACUGCCCUAGUAUGAGAGAAAACUGUGAAAGUGAAGACUGGUUUAAGAAACAGUUGGGAAGUCAGGAGGUUCAUUCUAGUCAAUUAAUCAUCACACAUAAAGAAAUCAUUCCAGAAGAUCAAAGUAAUGAAUAUAAUAAAUCUUGGCAAAUAUUCCAUGAGGAUGCAAUAAUUGAUAUACAACAGAGUUUUCCCACCAAAGAAAAGCUACAUAGGCAUGAUCCACAAAAGAGAAGUUACCGAAAAAAAUCUGUUGAAGUGAAACAUAAGAAAGUCUAUGUGGAAAAGAAACUUUUGAAAUGUAAUGAAUGUGAGAAAGUCUUCAAUCAGAGCUCAUCCCUUACUCUUCAUCAGAGAAUUCAUACUGGAGAGAAACCGUAUGCAUGUGUUGAAUGUGGGAAAACCUUCAGCCAGAGUGCAAACCUAGCUCAACAUAAAAGAAUACAUACUGGGGAGAAACCCUAUGAAUGUAAAGAAUGUAGGAAAGCCUUCAGCCAGAAUGCACAUCUUGCUCAACAUCAGAGAGUACAUACUGGAGAGAAACCUUAUCAAUGUAAAGAAUGUAAAAAAGCCUUCAGCCAGAUUGCACACUUGACUCAACAUCAGAGAGUUCAUACUGGAGAGAGACCUUUUGAAUGUAUUGAAUGUGGGAAAGCCUUUAGUAAUGGUUCAUUUCUUGCUCAGCAUCAGAGAAUUCAUACAGGAGAGAAACCUUACGUAUGUAAUGUAUGUGAGAAAGCCUUUAGCCAUCGUGGAUAUCUAAUUGUACAUCAGAGAAUUCAUACUGGAGAGAGACCUUAUGAAUGUAAGGAAUGUAGGAAAGCCUUUAGCCAGUAUGCACAUCUUGCUCAACAUCAGAGAGUUCAUACUGGAGAAAAACCUUAUGAAUGUAAAGUAUGUAGGAAAGCCUUCAGCCAGAUUGCAUACCUUGAUCAACAUCAGAGGGUUCAUACUGGAGAGAAACCAUAUGAAUGUAUUGAAUGUGGGAAAGCCUUUAGCAAUAGUUCUUCACUUGCACAACAUCAGAGAAGUCAUACUGGAGAAAAACCCUAUAUGUGUAAGGAAUGUAGGAAAACAUUUAGCCAGAAUGCAGGCCUUGCUCAACACCAGAGAAUUCAUACUGGAGAGAAACCUUAUGAAUGUAAUAUUUGUGGGAAGGCUUUUAGCUAUAGUGGAUCUCUUACUCUACAUCAGAGAAUUCAUACUGGAGAGAGACCAUAUGAAUGUAAGGAUUGCAGGAAAUCUUUCAGGCAGCGUGCACACCUUGCUCAUCAUGAGAGAAUUCAUACCAUGGAGUCAUUCUUGACUCUUUCAUCUCCCUCACCCUCAACAUCCAAUCAGUUGCCAAGACCUGUAGGUUUUAUCUCCUAAAUAUGUUUAGAAUAUGAUCCCUUCAAUCUAUUUCCAUUUCAUACUUGUCCAAUGCACAUUGAUAUAUUUUCCAUAGAAUAUGGAAAUAGCUUUCUAAUUGGUCUCCCUGUAUUUACCAUCACCACUGUCAGUCGUCCACAUAACAGCCAAACUUGUAUUUUAAAAAGUGAUCAUAUUGUUUCUCCAUUAAAAUUCCUCAGUGAUAUCCCAUAGUUCUUAAGUUAAAGCACACAUUCCUCAAAAUACCCUAUACCCUUUAUCUCCCAAUACCUCCUUGUUCCAGACUACCUUCCAAAGCCCUCUCAUAUCACUAUCCAUCCGAUUCUCUGCAUACUUACCCAAAAUUAAGAACUCGUAUUCCAGUAUCAAAUAAAUCUGGGUUAGAGUUCUUGCUCUUCCAUGUUCUACCUCUCUAAUUUGAGGGGAGCAUUUUGUCUUUUGCAGGCUUCAGUCCUAUUUAUAUUAUGUGAAUAAUAAUGGUACUACCUCAGAAGUUAGUGGAAGAAUUAAAUAAUGCAAGUAAAUUGCUCAGCAGAGUGCCUAGCAUAAAGUAAUAACUAAAAAAUGUAUGUAAAAUAAAAAGAUGCCAUGGUAUACAAUGCAGAGCUAAUCAUCUCAGCUGUGAUCCAUCUGAGAAAUGGAAAGAAUCAGCAGCUCAGGCCUGGGAGAUGGUAAAGCCGUUUGAUUAAGAAUAGUAAUCAUUGUUCUAAAGGUAGCUGAUGAGGUUAUCCAAUACAAUAGGAUUGACUUAAGCAGCUGAUGUCUAUCAGCAUGAACAUGUAGACAUAGGACUAUUGAUAAAAAAACAAUUAGAUUUUCAUCAGUCCUAAGAAGUCAGUUUUAAGAAUGACCUUUAAUAAGACAGGCAGAAUUUACUCACAUGUACUCAUUUAUAUGUAAGCAGGCGCAAAAUAAAAAUUUAAAACACAAGAUAGAAAACUUGAUAAAAUCAGUAGCCUAUAAAGCAUAGAAAAUAAAGUAUGUCAGCACCUGUCCUAAUUCUGGGUGUAUUUUAGCCAUGUCAUUUAAACUAGAAAAGGUGUUAAAUUUCUAAAAUUCCAAAAUUAGAGUAAAAAACCAAAGCUGCAAAUCAAUACUCAUAAACAGGCUGCCUGCAAACAUGUUUGAUUUGGUUUGCAUUGAGGUUACAAUAAAUAUGAAUACCUUUAGGAGAGCAUGUGUUGUCUAGUUCUCUUAAGUUCAAACAACUCUCUCUUCCUUUACAUGUUACCUGUCUUACUCUUUAUAUUUCUUCCUGACUCCUGAAAGCUUUGAGUAUGUUGUUAAUGCAGUAAACAAUUCACAUUAUGAAUAUAUACACAAAUAGAAUGAUGAAAGUUUAAUGGAGGAUUAAAAGGGAGAUUUUUUUUUUUAUCUUCCUCAAGACUAGCUAUCAUAUACGUGUCAGUAGCCUAUAAAUUAAUCUAUAGAUUCUUUGUAUCCUACAAAAUCUGGACAAUAAUUUUUCAAGGUUUGAAACGUGUGAAGAUACACACAUAUACAUUCAUAGAUACAAAAAAAAAUACAUAAUAAAAGUGACAUUUCACAUGAGUGGUUUAGCAGUAUUAGGAAAAUUGGUUCUGUUCUGUACAAAAAUAAUGCUCUCAUUCUAUACCUGAAAGUUACUUGCAAGUGGUUAACCUUAAUGUGGUACAAACAGUUAGAGGAUUGUGUAACACACAAUCAUGGAAUGAGAACAAUAUUCCUAAACAUAAAAUUGCAAGUCCUCUUGCUCCCCAUCCCCAAGAUUCACAGGUUAGACUACGUAUAUACUUUAUAAAGCUUUUGUAUGGUUAGAGAUAGUAUAAACAAAGUGAUAAGGUUUUUUUUAAAACCUCAGAAUGAGAGAAAUUUGUUGCAAUAUAUAUAACCUAUAAAAUGCAUAUCUUUAACAGUGCUCUUACAAAUCACUUAGAAAAUGACACUUCUCUCCGCAUAGGCAGAACAUAGGAAAAGGCAACCAGUGACCUAUAAGUAUAAUAAGUACUGAAUCUCACUGUGAUCAGAAAAAAUAAAGACAACAAAAUAUCCAUUUAAAAAAAUACAUCAGUAAAGAUUUAUGUUUAAGUGUAGGAAAGGUGAUACUUCUGUAAUGUGGAGGGGUUUGAAUUUAUACAACCUCUUUAAUGGGCAGUUUCUCAAUUUUAGAAUUUUGUUUGGAAAACCAAGAUGGUUGCAAGUGGUUAUGUCAGAAUGUAAACAUUUCAAUCUACUGUAGAUUUGGGUCAGGUGGCCCUUAGCAGAAUUAAAAGUCUGUCUUUCUGUUCUUUUUUUUUUAAAGGUAAGACCCUAUCUCUACUCACAUUUAUGUCAUUCAUGUGACUUAACUUGGGUUGACCAUCAGUGAAUUGGUAAUGUGCGAUACAGUAUGACACAAGCCUGAGUUUACUGCUAUCCUAAUAAAGCCACAUGGUUUUGUA
Molecule: messenger RNA, 6647 nt
Organism: Microcebus murinus (gray mouse lemur)
Lineage: Eukaryota; Metazoa; Chordata; Mammalia; Primates; Cheirogaleidae
Source: RefSeq, a predicted model, not a curated record